AUGCAUCUCCUCGGCCCCUCGUUCCUGCUCCUUGGUAAGGACUGUGGCCUAGGCUUGGGUUCUGGGAGUCUGUGGGAGCUAGAGGAGGAGGAAAGCUCUGGAGCAAAGAAAUACUUGGCCUUCUCUGACUCAUCUCAAUGGAAGUUUGAGCACCCCCACACCCUCUACACCUGGGAUGGGGCCUGCGUCUGGAUUCCCUGUGACUACAAAAUUCCAGGGAGUAGACAAAUGCUGGAAAAUCUGACCCUGUACCACAACUAUCACUAUGACGAGACCCGCAAGGACUUCAGUGGGACCAUCCUGUACGAUACCGCGAAGGCUGGGAAGACUCUGCCUCACUGGGAGAGGGUUCAAUUCCUGGGAGACAAAAAGUCCAACUGCACCAUACACAUCCACCCUGUGUCCGUCAAUGACAGUGGCUGGCUUGGGCUGAGAGUGACAACGAAGAAUGACAAAUGGAUGGAGAAAAUAGACCUCAACGUCUCUGAGACGCCUCUCUCACCUCACAUCCAGCUCCCUCCAGAAAUCCAGGAGUCCCAGGAAGUCACUCUGACCUGCUCGCUGAAUUUCUCCUGUCCUGGGUACCAGAUCCAGCUGAAGUGGUCCCUGGAGGAGCCUGCUGUCACCUCCACCCUCCUGACCACCAAGACUGUGUCCACACAGAGCAAGCUCACCUUCCAGCCGCAGUGGACUCACCACGGCAAGAAUCUUUCCUGCCAGCUCUGGGACCCCCGAGCAGAGCGGAUACUCUCCGAGGAAAGCGUGGGGCUGGAUGUGAAGCAUGCCCCAAAGUUGAAGAUUGAGGCCACCCCCAGAGAAGCCAUCGUAACAGAGGGAAAGUCUGUGACCAUGACGUGCCAGGUCCUCAGCAGCAACCCCGGCUACCAGAGUAUAGCCUGGCUGAAGGAUGGCACCCUGCUGAGGGAGGAGAGGACACUCACGCUGAUUCUGUCCACUGUGACCAAGGAGAUGAGUGGGAAGUACCAGUGUGAGGUCUCCAAUGAAAUAGGCCCAGGACAGUCGGAAGAAGUGGACCUUCAAGUAUAUUAUGCUCCGGAAUCUUCCAGGGUUGAGAUCCUCCCCUCACCAGCUAAGGAGGGAAAUAAAGUACAGAUGACUUGUGUGUCACCGGCCAAUCCUCCUCCAACAAAUUACACCUGGUAUCACGAUAAGAAAAAAGUACCCGGAAGGACAAGCAAGACCUUCCAGAUCCCAGCGGUCCUCCUCGGGCACGCUGGGUAUUAUUCCUGCUUGGCCGAAAACAGCCUUGGUACUGGACAAGUUGGCGGGGAAGCUGAGUUAGAUGUCCAGUAUCCUCCCAAGGAGGUAACCACAGUGAUUCAAAACCCCGCACCGAUUCGAGAAGGAGACAGUGUGACCCUGUCCUGUAACUACAAUUCCAGUAAUCCCGAAGUUACCCGAUACGAAUGGAACUUCCAAGGCUCCUGGAAAAAACCAUUACGCGAGGUGCUGAUAAUUGAGAAAGUUUCCUGGGACGCCAGACCAAUCUCCUGUGCAGCCUGCAACCAGUGGUGUUCGUGGGCUCCCUCUGUCAGCCUGGAUGUCCUGUAUGCCCCAAGAGAUGUCAGGGUCCAGCAGAUCAGCCCCCCUUCUGACAUUCACUCCGGGCACCGAGUCCUCCUUGGAUGUAACUUCUCAAGUAGCCGCCCCAGAGACGUCCGCUUCUUCUGGAAGAAAAAUGGAAUCUUUCUGAAGGAGGGAAGAGAACUGACCUUUGACGCCAUCUCUCCAGAAGACGCUGGCAAUUACAACUGCUUGGUCAACAACUCCGUAGGACAGACCAUGUCUGAGGCCAGGAUCCUCCAAGUGCUGUAUGCACCGAGGAGGCUGCGUGUGUCCAUCGGCCCAAAGGACCAAGUGAUGGAGGGGAAGAAGGCAGUCCUGACAUGUGAGGGCGACGCCAACCCUCCCAUCUUCCAGUAUAGCUGGUUUGACUGGAAAAACCAAAACCUCCAGCAUUAUGAUCAGAUGCUGAGAUUGGAUCCCGUGAAGGUCCAGCACUCAGGAGCCUAUCGGUGCCAGGCCAUCAACCGGCUGGGCAUGGGCCAGUCGACCCCCAGCACCCUCACUGUCUACUACAGCCCAGAGACCAUCGGCAGGCGAGUGGCCGUGGGAGUGGGGUUCUGCCUGGCCGCCCUCCUCCUGGCCUUCUGGGGAGUCAAGCUUCAGAAAAGCUGGAAGAAGAUACGGAGCCAGCAGGGGCUCCAGGAAAAUUCCAGUGGGCAGAGCUUCUUUGUGAGGAAUAAAAAGGUUCGAAGGGCCCCGCUCUCCGAAGACCCUCACUCCCUCGGGUGCUACAAUCCGGUGAUGGAAGAUGCCAUCAGUUACGCGACUUUGCGCUUUCCUGUCGGUGACGCCGACGCACCAAUAACCGGAGACGCAGGGACCCCAGAGACAGAGGGACCUUCCCCAAACAGGGACGACACGGUCACUUACUCCGUGGUGCAGAAGCAUCGAGUGCCUGUGUGGGUCCAGGGAGAGUCCCCAGACACGGUGUGGGCCACCAAAGUUUUUAUCUACGAGUGA
Puma concolor (puma) is the source of this 2547-nucleotide messenger RNA. The record is from RefSeq and is a predicted model, not a curated record. NCBI's taxonomy places the organism in Eukaryota, Metazoa, Chordata, Mammalia, Carnivora, Felidae.